UUGGAAGCUGUCGGCACUGUGGAGGGCGCCGCCGUCGAUGCCUGCGAUGUCGUCAUCGACGCCGGCGGAGCGACGGCGAUUCCGGGGCUGAUCGAUUCCCAGGUCCACGUCACCUUCGGCGACUUCACGCCGCGCCAGAACACCGUGGGCUACCUCACGAGCUACGUCCACGGCGGCACCACCACAGCCAUCUCCGCCUCCGAGGUGCACGUGCCGGGCCGGCCGAAGGACCCCGCCGGGGUCAAGGCGCUGGCGGUCGCGGCCUUCAAGUGCUUCGAGCAUUACCGGCCGGGGGGCAUGCGCGUACACGGCGGCUCCAUCAUCCUGGAGCCGGGCCUCACUCGUGCCGAUUUCGACGACGUGCACCGCGACGGCGUGUGGCUCGCCAAGGCAGGGUUCGGUGCGGUGGAGACGGCGCGCGACUACGUGGCCCUGGUGCGCCACGCCAGGGAGGCCGGCCUGCUCACCACGCUGCACACCGGCGGCGCCUCGAUCCCCGGCUCCUUCCCCAUCACCGGCGAGGACCUGAUCGCCAUCGACCCGACGGUUUCCUUCCACAUAAACGGCGGGCCGGUCGCCAUCGAGGACCGCUAUUUCGAGCAGGUGGCGGCGGAGACCGGGAUCGCCAUGCAGGUCUGCACCGCCGGCAAUCUGCGGACCACGCUGCUCUGCGCCGAGGCUGCCCGCAAGCACGACGCCUUCGACCGCUUCCUGAUCGCGACCGACACGCCACCGGCAGCGGCGUCAUGCCGCUCGGCAUGA
Molecule: messenger RNA, 762 nt
Organism: Geodia barretti
Lineage: Eukaryota; Metazoa; Porifera; Demospongiae; Tetractinellida; Geodiidae
Source: the annotation of a GenBank genome assembly